AUGAAAAAUGGAGGUAAGACUUCACAUAGAAUUCUAGAAUUUCGUAGAUUCUAAGAAAUCUCAUAAAAUUGAAGAUGUCUAUAAGCAGGACAGACUUAAGGUAAAAUAGUCUACAUUCAUAGACAAAUUUGGCUAACGUUGUUUACAUCGUUGCUACCCAAUUCCCAACUUUAGAUACUCACAUGCCUAGUUACUAUUGUUCUAGUUUACAGAAACAUAAAAUAGGACAAAGGUAACUAAGCAUUAGAAUUAUGUAUAAGAGUUAUUUACUCAUGCACAGAUAAUUCUGAAGCAUAAAAUUAUCUAUAUAUGCUUCUGUAAAGCAGAACAAAUUAGCUAGGCAUGUGAGGGACCUACCAAAAGUUGUAAAUUGUGCAUAAACAAACGUUAGCCAAAUUUGUCAAUUACUCCCAAACACUUAACAUUCUAACAUGGGGGAAAAUAGACAAAACGUUCAACAUAGAACAAGUUUUAGCAUUUCCAUAGAACGCAUGAGCCGGAAACAAUUUCCUUUUUCAGGGCGCGGGAUCCAACAAUUUGUACUGAAAAUUAUUAGUGUUUUAUUAACUUUCUAUUCCUCAGGUUGGACCCUAAUAUUCAAGGGCAUUGCGGGUGUGCCUGGAAUUGUGUCAGAUAUCUGGCAAAGUCCGUCUACAUUUAACGAAAAUUCACUGAAAGCUUUGAAUAUUGAGAACUGUUUUAAAAAUCAUUACAAAAAUAGAAUUGUCCAAGAAUGGAGUACUUUUAGCCCAACGCAGGUAAAAAGAAAGUAUUUAUUCCAGCCAAACUAUUCAUCCUGGCCAAAUUAUUUUUCCUGGCCAAUCUAUAUUCAUGCUGGUCAAACUAUUCGUCCUUCCACUGAAUACCUCCAUGCCAGCUAUAAUCUAUUCUGGGCAGUCUUGGCAUCGUCUUUUCUACAGUAGGUUUCAGUCUCUUUCUACAACAUUUCGCAUGUCAUGGGAUGGCUUACGGCUUACGAGAUGACAUGGAGGCUGUAGGGAACUUGUACUGGCCAGUAUAUAUGUUAGAAGAAGCCCUGGCACAUCAUAACAAUUCUUAAUUUGUUUAAGGCUCGUAUUGUCCUGUAUUCUCGCGGUAAAGAAGACGUGGUCUUGACGUUCAGUAAACAAAAUACAAACAACAUGAAUUGGUUUACAGAAGCAAAUCUUCAAACCUCACCUUGGCAAGAUAUUCAUGAAAAAGUUAACAAUUAUUUCAGCGUGGUUGGUUAUUGUCCUGCAGAUAGAGGCUGUCGUGAUUUUUAUAUCAAUCACCAACAUGGUGGUUGUCCUGGGGAUAUUGGAUGGUUAACCAUUGGGAAUAUAUACCAGGGAUGUGACUGGGAAAAGAAACAUGGAAUGACUUCAUUUCUCUAUAGUAAAAAGACAAGUACUGUCAACUGGAACGUUUACGGUGAGUUUAUUUGUUGGCAAUAAUCUUAAAUAAAUCUUAAAUCUUGAUUAUCAUUAAUUCCCUGUCCAGGUUGACGGCUGCGUGUAGGAAUACCACAGUAUUCGAAAUUUACAACUCCAAAACCCUUCAACAAUUAGUUCUAUCUGUUAAUUAAUGGCUGAUAUUUACAUAUAACAGUUACUGUAAGUCUGUAACCUAUUGUUUAAAUUUCGUCCAAGCAGAACAAGAAAUGCAGCCCGCAGUCUUGAUAAUAAAUAUUUGUAAUAUUUCCAAAUGUUUUUUCAGCUGAUGUUGGUGCCUCAGAAGUGUUUGCAGUUUAUCUUCGUUAG
This is a messenger RNA of Paramuricea clavata, 1742 nucleotides long. The record is from the annotation of a GenBank genome assembly. Lineage: Eukaryota; Metazoa; Cnidaria; Anthozoa; Malacalcyonacea; Plexauridae.